Molecule: messenger RNA, 516 nt
Organism: Salvia hispanica
Lineage: Eukaryota; Viridiplantae; Streptophyta; Magnoliopsida; Lamiales; Lamiaceae
Source: RefSeq, a predicted model, not a curated record
AUGCCAUCCGAGAAUGAGGGUAGUGUAGAAGAAAAGAGAGCUGUAGAGGAGGAAUUAGUCGAAGAAGAUGAGACAGUGCAAAUUUCUACUCCACCUAAGGAGAACACGACUAUACAUUCAACUACACCACCUACAGCUCACACUCCAGCUGAAGUGAGGAUCCCUUAUCCUCAACGUGUUCAGAAGAAGAAGACAGAUGCUCAGUUCUCGAGGUUCUUAGACAUCUUCAGGAAGGUGAACUUGAAUAUCCCAUUGGUGGAGGCACUUCAAGAAAUGCCUACGUAUGCAAAGUUCCUAAAAGAUGUGCUCUCCAAGAAGAAGAAGUGGACUGACUAUGAGACGGUGAACAUAUCUGAAAACUGUAGUGCCAUAAUUCAGAAAAAGCUACCGACCAAGCUUAAAGAUCCUGGGAGUUUCAACAUCUCAUGCGUCAUUGGAAAGGACAGACAGACAAAUGCACUUUGUGAUCUGGGGGCGAGCAUAAAUUUGAUGUCAUUAUCGUUUUCAGAAAGAUGA